CCCUGGUCAAGCAACAUCGAUCAAUAAAUAAUCUGUGCCCAACAACGAUUUAACAAGGGGUCUUUUGUAAAGUCAGCAUUUCAUAUAUACUCCUUCUUUCAAUCAAGAUGGCAUCACCUCUGAGCAUAUCCCUUCGUGCUCUACGACAAACCAACACCCGCCGCUCCGUCACCUCUUUCCGUCGCGCAUUUGCUUCAUCACCACCACCCGCCGGCGACGCCCCCAAGCCCGUAUCUGGUCACGUAAACUUCUACAAAACCUUCACCCGCCCGAUCGCAAAGGUCCUGCUCAUGGCAACAUUCACAUACCAACUAUCGUACUACUUCUGGGUGAAGCUGGAGAAGGACGAGAUCAAGUCGGAGCGACAAAGUAUGGACCAUGCCACGAGCGGUGCAGAGUGACGAACUCACACAUAUUUAGAUGAAAUCCUUCAACUCGAGAGUCAGCUCGAAGCUGCCCUAGCGAAGCCCAAGCAACCGUGAUUGCCGAUUCAACUUUGAGACUGUGUAGGCUGUGUUAUGGAAGGAGUCAAGAUACAAAGGCGCAUUGGAUAUGACGAGGCGAUAUCACUGCGGCAUACCGACUAUCGAGGGCCGUGGCCUGCCUUAGUUUGGGAUAAGGGCUGUUGGGGCACAGCUGCCUUUGGCGGCGGAUACACCUGCUUGUACGAGGGCUGCAGGCAACGGAUAGGCAUUCUAAUGUGUGUACAAGCAGCAGGGACAUUGUAUGAUAUUAACGGCAGACUGUAAUAUUGUCUACGUCAAGCCACGCCUCAUCUGCAGGCUGUAUAACUAAGCUCUUAGUUAGCUUUUGUAUUUAUAGCGAUAUCCCAUUUAAAUAUAUUAUACUAUAUUAUCUAAGCUAAAUAAAUCCCCC
This is a messenger RNA of Pseudogymnoascus verrucosus, 876 nucleotides long. RefSeq lists its product as uncharacterized. Bases 108 to 401 code for a protein of 97 amino acids. The record is from RefSeq and is a predicted model, not a curated record. Lineage: Eukaryota; Fungi; Ascomycota; Leotiomycetes; Thelebolales; Thelebolaceae. The transcript has 2 exons.